GUUGCAAGCACGAGAAGCACGUAUCUGAUCAGCCGUUCAAACUACAUUCUAGCUGACACCAUCGAGUAUUCGAAAGUUCCGUAAUAAGGAAGAAGUUCACCGAAAGGACUUUGUCGCCAUCACCAGGGCUCUUACUACUCAGCCAGCGUCGUUACCCCCCGAUCCAUCAUACCGCCGUGUGCGAGCUGAGCUUCUUGCUGCUGUCAAAGACGGACCACAUUCACCACCACAAUGCCAGUUCGUGUCAUUUGCGCCGGCUGCGCAAAACGACCUUCUCAACAUGAUUGGGACAGUAGCUGGCUCGGAGGGUACACCUUAUGAGGGGGGCUUGUUCCUGAUUUCUCUUUCUAUCCUCUUGUCGUAUCCGAGCCAGCCACCCGACUGUCGAUUUGCGACCAAGAUCUGGCAUCCUAAUGUCGGCCACGAUGGCCAGAUCUGCUUGAACAUCCUGGAUGAGAACUGGAGCAAAGCGCUUUCUAUCACAACGAUUCUCAUCUCGUUUGUCGCAUUGCUCGGGAGCCCUGGCCAAUUUAUGGAAGAGGAGGGAGGGACAUCAAGCCCACUGCGACCAGAGGCGGCAGAAAUGUGGUUGCCAAACUCGGCAGAGUUUGAGAAAACUGCGCAGGAGUGGACUCGCCGAUAUGCCAUGUCUGUCCAGGCCGAGGAUUGAUUGGUAUUGUUGAGAGACAGAAAGCUCGCAAGAGAGAUUCAAAAUCGAACUACAACCACCUUGUCAACAUACUCAUACAUAGUAG
Messenger RNA from Aspergillus japonicus CBS 114.51, 755 nucleotides. RefSeq names its product UBC-like protein. NCBI's taxonomy places the organism in Eukaryota, Fungi, Ascomycota, Eurotiomycetes, Eurotiales, Aspergillaceae. The record is from RefSeq and is a predicted model, not a curated record. The coding region runs from base 281 to 670 and encodes 129 amino acids. The transcript has a single exon.